Sebastes umbrosus (honeycomb rockfish) is the source of this 3283-nucleotide messenger RNA. It is a transcript of the gene pbx1b, whose product is annotated as pre-B-cell leukemia homeobox 1b. Gene Ontology annotation, biological process: eye development; animal organ morphogenesis; neuron development. The transcript has 9 exons. Gene Ontology annotation, cellular component: nucleus. Lineage: Eukaryota; Metazoa; Chordata; Actinopteri; Perciformes; Sebastidae. The record is from RefSeq and is a predicted model, not a curated record. Gene Ontology annotation, molecular function: RNA polymerase II cis-regulatory region sequence-specific DNA binding; DNA-binding transcription factor activity, RNA polymerase II-specific. The coding region runs from base 489 to 1790 and encodes 433 amino acids.
AUCCACACUUCUUUAUUCCUCGCAGCCACUUUUUUUUUUUUGGGGUGUAAUCUGGCAGGAGGAGGGGGUUUGGAUCAGUGCGAGAAAAACGUGUUCAUGUUCAGUAGUAGAAAUCAGCAGCCUAUCUCUCUCUCGCUGCUUUUACGCACAGCCCUUCUCCAGUGGAGGCAGUUCAGAUCAGAUUUCACAUUCAGCUCCGACCAGCUGAGAGAGAGAGAGAGACAACCAGAGAGAGCAGAGCAGAGCAGAGCAGAGGAGGGCUCGUAUCUCCGCUUUCCUUCUCCGAUACCUCCGCCAGAAUAAAAAAAACCCUGCGAGGAAACAACCGGGUGGCGCGGCGCAAAUAUAUAUAUAUAUAAAAACAAAAACACCACCGGGAUUUUUUUCUUCUUUUUUUUAUGUAUUUUUGCAGGAUUUCAGCAGCGAGAGCGCCACAGAGACUUAGAUAAGAAGAAGAAGCAGAAGAAGCAGAAGAGGAAGGAGAAGAGAUGGACGAGCAGACCCGGUUGAUGCACUCUCACUCGGGGGUAGGGGUGGUCGGAGGCAUGGCAGGACACCCCGGCCUGCCGCAGCACAUGCAGGACAGCACCGGAGGAACCGACGGAGACGGCAGGAAACAGGACAUUGGAGACAUUUUACAGCAAAUUAUGACCAUCACGGAUCAGAGUCUGGACGAAGCUCAAGCCAGGAAACACGCUCUGAACUGUCACAGAAUGAAGCCAGCUCUUUUCAAUGUCUUGUGUGAAAUCAAAGAGAAAACAGUGCUGAGUAUCCGCGGCGCCCAGGAGGAGGAGCCCCCGGAUCCCCAGCUCAUGCGCCUGGACAACAUGCUGCUGGCAGAGGGCGUGUCCGGGCCGGAGAAAGGCGGAGGAUCGGCGGCGGCGGCAGCUGCAGCGGCGGCCUCGGGAGGAGCGGGGCCAGAUAACUCGGCGGAGCACUCCGACUACAGGGCCAAGCUGACCCAGAUCAGACAGAUCUACCACACGGAGCUGGAGAAGUACGAACAGGCAUGUAACGAGUUCACCACCCACGUGAUGAACCUGUUGCGGGAGCAGUCGCGCACGCGGCCAAUUUCGCCCAAAGAGAUCGAGCGUAUGGUGAACAUCAUCCACCGCAAGUUCAGCUCCAUCCAGAUGCAGCUCAAGCAGAGCACCUGCGAGGCCGUCAUGAUCCUGCGCUCCCGCUUCCUCGAUGCCAGACGGAAAAGACGAAACUUCAACAAGCAGGCGACAGAGAUCCUGAACGAGUAUUUCUACUCACACCUCAGUAACCCCUACCCCAGCGAGGAGGCUAAAGAGGAGCUGGCAAAGAAGUGUGCCAUCACAGUUGCCCAGGUUUCCAACUGGUUUGGGAAUAAAAGAAUCAGAUACAAGAAAAACAUUGGUAAGUUCCAAGAAGAAGCCAACAUGUACGCUGCGAGAACUGCCGUGAAUGCGGCUAAUGCAUCCUCACAUGGAAGCCAAGCAAAUUCACCCUCAACUCCAAACUCUGCAGGUUCUGGUGGCUCUUUUAACAUGUCAAACUCCGGGGACUUGUUCAUGAACGUGCAGUCUCUCAAUGGGGACUCGUACCAGGGGGCUCAGGUGGGAGCCAACGUGCAGUCACAGGUGGAUACCCUUCGCCAUGUUAUCAGUCAGACAGGCGGGUACAGUGAAGGACUCACAGCCAACCAGAUGUACAGUCCGCAGGGCAUCAAUGCAAACGGUGGCUGGCAAGACGCUCCGACCCCCUCAUCAGUGACUUCACCCACAGAAGGACCCGGAAGCGUUCACUCUGACACCUCCAACUGAUCCUCCCCCCCUCAUCACUCUUCUGUCCUCCUGCUUCCCAACAUCCUCCACCGCUGCAACCCCCCCAGCCACAUCUCCCAAAGCUCAAACCCCAUCGGGACUGGACGUGACGUACUGUAUGUAGUCAGGACACAUUUGGGAGUCUGGGACGACAUUAACGGACGAAUACUUCACUUUUCCUAUCUGGAUUACCGCAGCACCGUUAGCAGCCUGCGUAGGGGACUCAUAUCCACACUUCACAGUUUGUACAGUUUCCACUCGAUGUCCAUGUUGCCUCUUUGUAUUUCUCUUACAUUAUAUAUUCACACCGUUAGCAGCAUAUAACGCCCCCGCGUCUUGUAAAUUGAAAUGCUUCCACACUACCUCUAUUCGAAAAUAACAACAGAGAAAAUUUCAAAAAUGCUUCGGUUUUACAAAUUUUUAUAAUUAUUGGAGUUUUACUGUACGCCACGCCAUGCCCUGUCAUAACAAAUCUGUCUUUAUUACCAUGUUCAUUAUCUAUAGUGCCAAAGUUCAACCCUGGAGGUGAAUUUUGAUUACGUUUUUAUGUCCUUCCAUUUUCCACGUCAUACUUUGUGAAGUGUUAUUAUGUUAGUCCAGUCAUAUUAGCCAGGUAAUAUCCAAGUAUCAAGCCUCGAUUUCUAUUCAGAACUUCUACAGCAGACAAGGACGUAUAAGACAUUUUAUAUUUUACCGCCAGAGAAGCAGGUUUUCUGCUCACAUGCAGUACAAUAAUGCAAAUCAUUUUUAACGUAAGUAAUCAACAAAUGGAGCGCGGCUCACAAAGGCAGUUGAGGUUCUGCCUUGCUUGUCGGCCACAAUAUCUAAAGAAGAAUUGACGAAACACUAAAUCCACGACAACAUCAGCGGCAAUUACGGCACGUUGAUAUGUAACAAAGCACAAUAACACCUAAUGGUUCAAAUCAAAGGGUAACAUUUAUAAAUGUCGAAGAGAAAACAAUACAGAGGGAGUUUUAAGAUUUAACUAUAGGAGUCAUAUAUGGAAGAAAAAGAGUGCACAUACAGUACACGGUCAGACAUCGUCAGUGAGAUCAACAUAGCCAAAUACUGCUGGGAACCAAAUCCAAAACUAAAAAUUGUAAUUCAGAUUUUAAGGUGCAAAUGUUGUGGGGAUUGAACACAUCGCAUGUCCUUUUUUUCUGAAUUCACUUUUCAUUUGUGGAAUUAUUAUAUUUGUGUGAUAAUCCUGAGUGCGCAAUGAGACAUUUUGAGCAGAUUUUUGUGUUAAAUUAAAUUAUUCUUUACACGAUAAGAAUUUUGUUACUGUGUGCGAAUAUCCCAUUGCACAGCGCUCAGGAUUGUGGCACUAAUAUAACUCCAUACACAGUAAAAAAAACUUGAGCUUAACCCCUGUUCUUUGAUAACAUUGAGCAGAAUAUUAUUUGAAAGCGAACUGCAGUGUUUGUAUUUUCCAUAUUCCAGAGUCCCUUCAUUUUUUGCUUUGUUUUAAAAUGACACUAAAACCACCACAU